AAAAUUUUUGUCCCCUGGCUUCAGAUUUGGUGGAAAUGAGUGUACUCUCAAAUCUGUGUGAGAGCAGUUUUUGAGAUAAAAGGUGAAGUAUUUUACUUUGCUCAGCCGUGUAGGAACAUCUGAUGCAAAAAAAAGGAAAAAGUUUUAAUUUUUUAUUUAUUUGUGUCUCUACUUUUGUUUUUUCUGUAGAAUGUGUGAAUUUAUAGGGGUGGUUCUUCAUAAGGCUCAGGCUGAUGUGAGAACAAAGGGCAGCACUGGCUCCAGUCUGGCAGCUUGACUCCAGUCUUGGGGCCUGGCUCUGCCUUGCCAGCCUUGGGGGGUGGGUGAUAGGGAAGAGAUGCACUAUUGGAAAAACGGAUAAUGGACAUUUGAAAGUCAGGAAGCUGAGUUGUGGUUCUGGAGAACUCCUAAAAUCCUCUUUUCUUGUGGAAUUGUAACAGUUGUCCCAGGGUUAGUUGAGCUCCCUGGUCUGUAUUUGGAAGUGACGUGUAAUGGGAUUAGAGUCUCUGCUGCCCCUGCCAGGCUCUUCAGCACCCUCUGGGGCCAGUGAGUGCUGUUCCACCUGUUCCCUUCCCCGAGUGAUUUAAGUCCAUUGUUUGAACCUGUGAGUGUCUGGUUUGUGGAGUUUCACUUUGUGUGGAGUACAAAACCACUCGUGGCUCUGUUUUGCUGCCUGCCAGCCUAAUUUGAGACUGCCCUGUUCUACUUUGUGCAAGCAGGGGCUGAGGGCUUGGGAUGCUUCCGUGCCAUUGUUGUGGAGGCUGAAGAAAGCUUACUUGGUUGAAUCAUGGAUCACAUGUAGCUCCAGUCAUUUGAAACAGACUAUGUCUGAAUAUUGUGGGAAGUUUGUUUCCCUAACUCAGCAACUCUAUAGCAGAUGCUUUGGAAAACACGGAUAAUUGAUGAUGAAGUAGAGAUGCAGCAAGAUGAAGAAAACCUGCCCUAUGAAGAAGAGAUUUACAAAGAUUCCAGUACCUUUCUUAAGGGCACUCAGAGCUUAAAUCCACACAACGAUUACUGCCAGCACUUCGUGGAUACAGGACACAGACCCCAGAACUUCAUCAGAGAUGUUGGCUUAGCAGAUAGGUUUGAAGAAUAUCCAAAACUUAGAGAGCUCAUCAGAUUGAAGGAUGAGCUGAUAUCUAAAUCUAACACUCCUCCCAUGUAUUUGCAAGCAGACUUGGAAGCCUUUGAUAUUAGGGAACUGAAGUCCAAAUUUGAUGUGAUUCUCCUGGAGCCACCUUUGGAAGAGUAUUACCGAGAGACUGGCAUUACUGCCAAUGAAAAAUGCUGGACCUGGGAUGAUAUCAUGAAAUUAGAAAUUGAAGAAAUCGCAGCCCCAAGGUCAUUUGUAUUUCUGUGGUGUGGCUCAGGCGAGGGUCUGGAUCUCGGCCGAGUGUGUCUGCGCAAAUGGGGUUACAGAAGAUGUGAGGACAUUUGCUGGAUUAAAACAAAUAAGAACAACCCUGGCAAGACCAAGACCCUAGACCCUAAAGCUGUCUUCCAAAGAACCAAGGAGCACUGCCUCAUGGGCAUCAAGGGCACCGUGCGCCGCAGCACCGACGGGGACUUCAUCCACGCCAACGUCGACAUCGACCUCAUCAUCACCGAGGAGCCUGAAAUCGGCAACAUAGAGAAACCCGUGGAGAUUUUCCACAUCAUUGAGCAUUUCUGCCUUGGGCGACGGCGGCUCCACCUCUUUGGGAGGGACAGCACAAUUCGACCAGGUUGGCUGACGGUGGGACCCACCCUCACGAACAGCAACUUCAACGCGGAAACAUACUCCUCCUACUUCAUGGCUCCCAAUUCCCACCUGACCGGCUGCACCGAGGAGAUCGAGAGGCUGCGGCCCAAGUCCCCGCCACCCAAGUCCAAGUCGGACCGGGGCGGGGGUGCUCCCAGGGGAGGAGGAAGAGGAGGGACUUCUGCGGGCCGGGGAGAGAGGGGCAGGGAGAGGAACAGAACCAACUUCCGUGGUGAGCGGGGCGGCUUCAGAGGGGGCCGUGGAGGGACCCAUCGAGGGGGCUUCCCCACCCGCUGAGGAGGUGACGUUGCUUCCCGGGUCUAUGCCUUGUCCGGGAAUCUUUUCUGUAGUCUGGUUUUUCCAAAAGUGAAUUCCUCUGGGGACUCAAGCUAGAUGACUUUUACAAUUAUUUUUGGUGCACGCCGUUUCAGACAGUUGGCCUUGCGCUCUGGCACAGCACUGAACUCCAAGCAGAGAGCACCAGCCCUUCACACCACGGGUAGGACGGAAAUGAUCCCCUUGCUCUCCCCUUAGGAACCUUGCAAGCUGGAGACUUCUUUUUCAACUUUGUUUUCUCCAAAACAUGGAUUCCUCCUCCAUCUCCAGAGGUUCAGGUUUGGCGUGACUUGCAUUAAUAUGCUGGAACGGGCAGGAAAUGCAGUUGUGAAUUGCAUGGCCACAGCAGACUUGCUGUCUGAAAAAGUGCUGUGUCUGUAUUGACACCUACUUUAACUUCUUUGAAACCAAGGAGCAAAUGAAAUAAAUAGAAUUCUAUUUUUUCUUA
Messenger RNA from Hirundo rustica (Barn swallow), 2528 nucleotides. It is a transcript of the gene METTL14, whose product is annotated as methyltransferase 14, N6-adenosine-methyltransferase subunit. The record is from RefSeq and is a predicted model, not a curated record. Gene Ontology annotation, cellular component: RNA N6-methyladenosine methyltransferase complex; nucleus. The transcript is spliced from 9 exons. Bases 878 to 2041 code for a protein of 387 amino acids. Lineage: Eukaryota; Metazoa; Chordata; Aves; Passeriformes; Hirundinidae. Gene Ontology annotation, molecular function: mRNA binding.